CUACCAGUCAGCGUUAAAAAUCCCUUCUCUGUAUUAUUAGAAUAAUAAAAGAAUCUCUCUCUCUAUCUGUUUUCAUCACCACUACAAAAACCCUAGAAAUCCUCUGCAAUUCCUCAAACGAACAUCUGGUCGUCUCAAAAAACCUCCAGAAAGAAAAACGAAAAAAAUCUCAAAUUCCAUAAUAAACCUCAAUCGUUCCUUCGAUUUUUUGUGUUCCCAGAAUGAAGGAAGGGAAAUCAGUAAAAUCCAAUAUCAAGCAUCCAAACGGACAAUCCCACGAUUCUCCCUUCAAAUUCUCCAAAUUGUUAGAUCCAGAAGCUUCUUGGGACAAGGAUCAAUUGGGAGAUGCUCUACAUUGGAUCCGGCAAGUUGUAGCCCUCAUAUGCGGAUUGCUUUGGGGUGCGGUUCCUUUGGUUGGGGCCAUGUGGAUAGUUGUAUUCUUGGUGCUAUCUUCUGGGAUUGUUUAUGGGUAUUACGCGCUCAUACUGAAGAUUGACGAAGAAGAUUUUGGUGGCCAUGGAACACUUCUUCAAGAGGGACUCUUUGCAUCCUUUUCCCUUUUUCUGCUUGCCUGGAUUCUAGUAUACAGCUUGGGGCAUUUCUGAUAGGUUCUGCUGACUUGUUGGCCAUUUCACAGCAAUGACUUCUCUCUGUUUCCUAUUUCACCACCAAUUGCAUGAUUUUACUUGGUUGUUUGGGCCCGGAAUCUUCGGGCCCUUAACCAAAAGAGAAAAAAAGAAGAAAAAACCUCAUCUGGGGCCCAAUCUUUUGUCAGUGCUCAUCCGCGUUGCCAAUUUUUCAUUGAAUUUUGAUUUCCCACUUUCAGAUUGAUUUCUUUUAACAUUGGAAGGUUGGAUAACACACGUUGCGAGUCAGCUAAAAUUUUCAUUUUGUACGA
Messenger RNA from Magnolia sinica, 898 nucleotides. RefSeq lists its product as uncharacterized. NCBI's taxonomy places the organism in Eukaryota, Viridiplantae, Streptophyta, Magnoliopsida, Magnoliales, Magnoliaceae. The record is from RefSeq and is a predicted model, not a curated record. The coding region runs from base 222 to 605 and encodes 127 amino acids. The transcript has 4 exons. Gene Ontology annotation, biological process: mitochondrial respirasome assembly.